AUGGAAAUGAAUCCGAAUGAUUGCUACGUCACCUUUUGUAUUCACUUCAGGGGUUUCAAUAUUCUUCCUGUCUCGCCAUGGCCAGGCACCCCAACGACCAACCAACGUCAGCGAGAGCCUCAAGACUUUCCACGCACAGCUUCCCGGAACUUCAGGGAGGAGUCAAGUGUAGGGCAGGCAGUCACUACCAUUCCUGUGGCCUUCAUCCAGGUUCUCUCGUCUCAUCCAAUGGAUUCGGGCGCAACCGUGAGGCGCAAAGUAGUCUUCCUCGGCGAUGAAGGAGUUGGCAAGUCUUCGUUGAUCAGUGUGCUCACGACCGGGGUGCUGCCCGAGCAGGCCAGGCCUUCGAGCAAAAAGGUAUUGAAGCACGCAUCGGCUCUCGUGGUAUUGGACAUGGAUACCCUAGACAGUAACCUCGUCGAUAUUGAAAAGCUCAAGCAGAAAAUUCACGGCGACCCUUCGUCUGCAACUGCACCUGGGACUGUAUCCACCUCACCUCAGGAUGAGAUCCAAUCCUCGACGUUCGAGCCAUCGAUGAAUCUCCCGGGCGCUGGCCCCCGCAGCCCACUGACAGUCGAACUCGACCUCUGGGAUACCGAUGGGAAAGAGAUCUUUGAUGCGCAGCCCCCUGAGUUUCGAGACGCGCACUGCGUGGUCCUUUGUUUCUCUGUUCUGUUGAAGGAUGUCGCUGUUGGGCGCGUGGAUGGAGGGUUAGGGAGUGCUGAGACUUCGUGGUUGGAAACGGCGAAGCAAUAUAGAGUGCACGCACCGAUUGUACUCGUGGGAUGUAAAAAGGAUCUACGUCAAGAUAGGGAGGAUACCAAGGUGGUCUCUAUCGAAAAGGCACGCGAGACGUCGACACGGAUCCGUGCAACGGCCUACGCUGAAUGCUCAGCUUUCACCGGCGAUGGAACACGGGAGGUACUACAAGCGAUAGCUCGAGCAGCCCUGACGUAUCGAGUGGAUUCUGAAAUGCAGGUUAAGCAGAAAAGGAGUGGGAGCGCGUGGUUCAGGGAGGUAAUUGCGAAGGGGAAGGAUAAGUUGUUGGGGUAG
This is a messenger RNA of Coprinopsis cinerea okayama7#130, 1053 nucleotides long. RefSeq lists its product as hypothetical. Lineage: Eukaryota; Fungi; Basidiomycota; Agaricomycetes; Agaricales; Psathyrellaceae. Gene Ontology annotation, molecular function: GTPase activity; GTP binding. Gene Ontology annotation, biological process: small GTPase-mediated signal transduction. The transcript has 4 exons. The record is from RefSeq and is a predicted model, not a curated record. Bases 1 to 1053 code for a protein of 350 amino acids.